AGAAAAUCAGUGUGUAAACACAAGGAAGAACUUGACAAAAUUAAAGUAAAUCAGAACACGAAUCUGGUUCUAAUAUUUUUUGAUAAAGAGGAAAUAGAGACAUAACGAUGGGAAUUUACGUCAAAAUCUUUGCCAUUAUGGCUGUAAUGUGCGUCGUUAGUUGUUUGCCAAUUGAUGAUGUUCAAAAAGUCAAUGAACCCCAAGUUGAUCAAUUAGCAGCUGAAAGCUCAUUAAUCACAGAUAAUGACGAUUUGAGCGAUGAUCUUACAAGAGAUAAAAGACAUCAUAGACCGCAUUAUGGAUAUUAUGGAAAUUAUAGAUUCCCAGUUGGCGGGUAUUAUGGAGGAUACUACCCUUAUUCUUAUGGAUAUCCAUCCUAUGGUGGCUUUGGAUAUGGGUUUGGAUAUCAACCAAUUGGAUUUGGAGGAUAUGGAGGAUUUUGGGGUUAAAUUUUGACAGUUUCAAUCUUCUUGAAAUGUGCUCAGAAAUUUCUUUGAAUAAUCCAACUUCUUAAGUGCUUAAAGCCAUACAUUCAGCAGGUUUAUAAUAGUGAUACUCAAAUGUCUUGUGAAUAAUUUCCAUUUUUCUUAAAU
This is a messenger RNA of Chironomus riparius, 593 nucleotides long. The record is from the annotation of a GenBank genome assembly. NCBI's taxonomy places the organism in Eukaryota, Metazoa, Arthropoda, Insecta, Diptera, Chironomidae.